AUGUCUUCCAAGGAGAAAAAGCGCCUCCGAGAUCGUCGCUCACAGCAGACUCUCCGCGAAAAGAAGUUGCGACAUGCAGCUCAGCUCGAAGAACGGGUGGCGUACUGCGAGCAGCAUCACAGCGACCAAGGCGUACAACGGCUUCUCCAAGUAAUCAAUGGGCUCCGCCAGCAAAAUGAAACUCUUCUCACGCGUCAAAAGAGCUUAAAGUCUCUCGUAAACUCCUGGGAGACAGAACUGGAUGAGCCAGGCUCCGUCAAUGGCCCCAGUCAUGGCUUGUCAUCGCUGUAUGAGGAGAUAAACGACCGAGAAGCCCAACUCGCCCUCCAGACAAACUUCAAUGAAUCAAUACCCCCCCAGCACGGGAUAAACAGCCACCUCAACACCCCCAUAUCCGCUGCAUCAACUCCACCAAAUAUGCAAUCCCCAUCUCUGGAACCCCUUUCCGCUGAAAUCACACCUCUGUGGAAACAAAUCCCGCCACACACUGACGACUUCAACACACGAACCAUGAUCUCGUGUCCGUGGCUCGUCGACCCAGAACUGAUACUCCCCUGUCCAGACACCCCAAAUUCCCCUUUAGACCUCCUGUAUGGCACGAAAACAAACGCGCUAGCAGACAUGAUCCACACGGCCCUGCAACGCCGCCCAAUCCGCGAUCCAGAGAGAUUGGGUACUGGCUGGCUGACUUACCACUUCUCGCGAUGGGUCAUCGCGCCCAGUCCGGAGACUUAUGCGCGACUACCUGUCUUCCUCCAGCCUGUACAGGGCCAGAUGGCGAUCCCGCAUCCUCUUGUGUUGGAUUUCAUGCCGUGGCCAAGGAUGAGGCUCAACCUGAUUCGACGAUGGCAUUUAUAUGCCAAGGACAGGGAUUACCUGUUUGGGCUCCUUGCUUGUUGUGUUAAGCUUCGAUGGCCUUGGAAUGAGAAAAUUCUUGAGCGGGAUGAGCGGAAUGAAUUGUGUAUUAAAAAGGCGUUUUAUGAGUUGUUCACGAGUGAAAGUGGGUGGGGGCUUACGCCGGACUUUAUUAGACGGUAUCCUGAUCUUGUGGAGGGGAUGGAUAUCAAUCAAAUUGUGAUUGAGCUUUUGUAA
Molecule: messenger RNA, 1092 nt
Organism: Penicillium robsamsonii
Lineage: Eukaryota; Fungi; Ascomycota; Eurotiomycetes; Eurotiales; Aspergillaceae
Product: bZIP transcription factor
Exons: 1
Coding region: 1-1092 (363 amino acids)
Source: RefSeq, a predicted model, not a curated record